Molecule: messenger RNA, 1798 nt
Organism: Cadophora gregata
Lineage: Eukaryota; Fungi; Ascomycota; Leotiomycetes; Helotiales; Ploettnerulaceae
Exons: 2
Coding region: 457-1617 (386 amino acids)
Source: RefSeq, a predicted model, not a curated record
GCAACCGCUUCGAGCUUCCCUCCUUCACAGUGCAACAACACCACAAAACCCCUUUGUUUCUGCCACCCCUCCUUUCUUCUUCCUAAUCCCCUUUCUCGAAUUACACAUCUUAAGUAUUUGCACACAGGGAAAGAUACCAUAGCCUGUGGAAUAUGACAAGCCCUGCUACGUAUGUACCCCCGCCGUAUCGACCUUGCGCCAUUCGCGAUGAGACACUCAGCUGACCGUAUGUAGUCCUGGGCAGGAAGGCCCCUCGUAUGCUCCCCCUUCUCUCCCCGAAGGCUGGAUUCCGCAAUGGGAUGCCAACUCUAAGAAAUAUUACUUCGUUCAGAUCUCAACUGGCGCUUCUCAGUAUGUCGAACACUUCUUCAUCCGCCGCCCCAUGUCCAAGGCUGCAUUGUUCCAGGUCCCUUACAGCAAACGGGAACAUUGUGGAAUUACUUCAUAAUUGCUUUAAUGGUUGGAAACUGUACUAACUUUCUUCGCAGAUGGGAAGUCCCCACGCACGCAGCCCCAACGGGUCCUACACCUCAAGCAACGCCCCAAGGGACGGAACACCCAUACGGUCAACCAGGUCAGCAACAGGACUUGGACAUCGUCACAAACCAAGAUGGGAGCCAGUCUAUCAGACACCGCGAUGGAACUCUCGAGCCAUACUCCGGCGAUAGAAGCUUGACUGGAAACAUUGGAAACUUCGCUAUGAAUCAGCUUAUGGGCGGCAAGAAGAAGCAGAGCGGAGGAAGCAGUGGUCUUGCUGGAAUGGCGAGCUCUUUUCUUGGAGGCGGAUCCAGCCAUGGCGGGCAUGGCAGCUCGAGCAGUGGUGCUGGUGGCAUUGUGGGCGCUCUUGCAGGAAGCUUGUUGAGUGGAGGAAAGAAGACCCAUAACAGCAGCCAGAACACCAACUAUUCGGGCUCGAGUGGUCAGCAACAUGGCUCUGGCGGUGGAUUGAUGGGACAAAUCGGAGGCAUGUUUGGUGGAGGUGGACAUCAGGCUUCGCAGGGAACCAACUACGGAUACAGCAAUAACAGCUCAUCUCAAGGAGGAUAUAGUGGUCAAGCACCACCAACAUCCUACCAGCCAGGUGGUACAUCUGGUUCUACCCCCAGCUACGGCCAAAAUCAGCCUCAGCAUCAGCCUCAGCAUCAACAACAAAGCCACGAUCAAUACGGUCAAAGCCAACCUCAACAUCAGUCCCAGCCUCCCCAAUCUUAUAACUCUCCACAGCCAUCCUACGGCCAAGCUCCACCACCCGCUCACCAGCAGUACGGUUCUCCCAACCCACAACAGAACCAACAGCCACCAUAUGGCGGUCUUCAACACCAAAACUCCUAUGGUCAAGGCCACCCUCCACCACAACAACCACCACCACAGCAACAACAACAACAGUAUCCUCCCCCACCUCCAGGAGCUUACCCAGGACCCCCAUCUUACGGAGGACCUCCCCCACAACAACACACUGGAAAUCUCCCUCAACCAGAAGGACACCAUCAUUUUGGUGGCUCUCACACAGGUGGGCUCUACGGCAACUCAGGCGGCAGCGCUCCCCCUCCACCCAUGGGAACACACCCCAAUCAAGGCGGCUAUGGCGGUGGAUAUAACGCCAACCCGCGAUACUAAGGCAUGGAAUGGUAUUUCUUAAUGUGGCGAGGGGAAAACAGGUGGAUGGUUUACUUGGAAGCUUUUGCGAGGGAUUUCGAUAUAGGUUGCAUGGACUUCUCGCUCGCUUAGAUCAGUUCGAUAUCCGCAUUGUGGUUCAGGAUAGGCACUGUUUGCUGUAAUUCUUAUAGAGAAUAUCUCA